This is a messenger RNA of Amphimedon queenslandica, 1670 nucleotides long. RefSeq names its product tyrosine-protein kinase receptor UFO-like. Gene Ontology annotation, molecular function: ATP binding; transmembrane receptor protein tyrosine kinase activity. Bases 50 to 1456 code for a protein of 468 amino acids. Gene Ontology annotation, cellular component: signaling receptor complex; plasma membrane. Gene Ontology annotation, biological process: cell surface receptor protein tyrosine kinase signaling pathway; nervous system development; positive regulation of kinase activity. Lineage: Eukaryota; Metazoa; Porifera; Demospongiae; Haplosclerida; Niphatidae. The transcript is spliced from 7 exons. The record is from RefSeq and is a predicted model, not a curated record.
UUUUUUAAUUUUUAGUUGUCGUGCCUUUGAUACUCCAUUCUACAUUGGUAUGGUUAUACCUUUUGUCAUCGUUUACUCAUUCAUCUGGGUUAUGUUUAUUGUUAUCAUAAUCUCUCUGUUAAUGUCAUCAAGAAUCAAAGAUGGCAAUAAAAGGAAAGUUUUAAAACCUUCAUAUAAGUAUCAGUUGGCUACAUUAUUGGUUCAUUCUACGUUGUUUUGUCUAUCUUCAGUGCUAAUGUUACUAAUGACAGAGGACACUUUCACUAAUAAAGCUAUUCGAGAUCUAGUUGCUUCUCUAUUCGUAUUACUGACUGGAUCUCAUGGUCUUUUUCUUUUUGUAGUGCAUUGUCUUUGUACAAAAGAAUUUUACCGUAUCUGCAAAAAAGUUUUCUUUGGCAUUAAAAGUCUUUUACUACAUACUGUUCACAAGAAGCCCUCCAUUGACAGGAAUGAAACAGUGACAUCCACAAAUCAGUAUCUUGAAACGAAGCUUAAUUCUAAUAUUUCUCAUGAUAACUCCUCAAACCAUUUAGAGCAGUUAUUAGUUAAAUAUUCAAUAUCUGCUUCUCAAAUUAAUUUGCAAGAAGCAGUUGGACAAGGCGAAUUUGGUAUAGUGUAUAGAGCUUUAUUAGCAACUGGUAAAGAUGUACCACAAGUAGUUGCUGUUAAAACGCUCAAAGGAUUGUUCUCAAGAAGUGAUGUUGCUUCCAUUGUUGAAGAAAGUCUCAUCAUGUCAAAUUUUGAUCAUCCAAAUGUGCUUUCUCUUAUUGGUGUGAGUCUGGAUUUGGGACCAGCUCCAUGUAUUAUUAUGCCAUUCAUGUCAAGAGGAAGUUUAUUAUCUUACUUAAAAAACGAUAGACUUAACAUUACAAUAACUGAUGGCAAAGAUGAAGAAAUUAUUCUGAAUGUCAGGAAGCAUUUGCUUUCAAUUUGUCUACAAGUUGCUAAUGGAAUGUGUUACUUGGCUUCACAAUAUUUUGUGCAUCGUGACCUUGCUGCUAGAAACUGCAUGAUUGAUAAUAAUGGAGUAAUUAAAGUUGCCGAUUUUGGUCUAUCAGAAGAAGUAUACACAAAAACCUAUUUCAAUCAAUUUAAAGACAAAAAUGAGGCUGAAUCUGUGAAACUGCCAAUUAAAUGGAUGGCAAUUGAGAGUAUUCAUGAUGGGAUAUUUUCAGAGAAAUCAGAUGUUUGGUCAUAUGGUGUACUCUGUUGGGAAGUUUUUAAUGGAGGCAAAACUCCAUUUCCAGGAUUGGAUCCAGCAGGAGUGAUUCAGUUACUGGAUACUGGAGGACGAUUGAACUAUCCUCAUAAUGAUGCUUGCUCUGAUACAAUUUAUGAACUGAUGCUGUCAUGUUGGUAUGAGUCUCCUAAUGAUAGACCAUUGUUCAGUGAAUUGAAUACAUCAAUUAAUGCACUCAUUAAUCCACUGGCUCAAUAUCUCAGUCUACAAUUAUAAAGUUUUGUGGAAGACUUAUAUAACAAAAAUAAUACUUUUAAUAAACUUAGCUAGUAAAGUAGUGAUUUCAUGACAGUUAUAAUGUGAUGCAUAAUUUGUGUAAUUUCUUACUUUGUAGUUAUGUGAGGAGCCUUGCAGUUAUAGAAGGAUAGCCUCACUUUAGUUAGUUUAUAGUGUGUCUUCUUUUGAAAAAGAUUUUGUUGUGUGACAGUUC